AGCUCUUAUGUGAUGCUUUUCUAUGUACAAUUUGACACGUUUUGGGUCAAAAACUGAAAUUGAUUUUAGUUGUAGUGACCGGGGAGAUUGAGGGAAGGUUUUAAGAUAUGGGAUGCCUUGUGUCAACGCCAACGGAGACUGGAGGAAAUAAGAGGAAGCCAAUAAAUAUCGGCGACGUUUCCGUUUUUGUCCCUGGACUAAGGAUUCCUAAGCCAGUGGAUUUCUCUAUGGCACUUGACAACCACCUGUCUAAAAGUCUGGUAGAGAGGCUUUCUGCUCUCAGAACUAGAAUUGUUGUUAUGGCAGGGCAAGAAGGUCCGACAAUUACUAGAACUAGAAGGAAAAGUGCCACUCAACACGGUAGAGUUCUAAAGCAGCUUGUCUAUGCAGGAGGUUCAACGCUGGGGGAUCUUCUUCAGGCUCUUGAAGAUUACUUGCCUGUUCUUUUGGGACUGGUUAAAGACGGUAGCCCUCUACAACAUAAAGUACAAUUUGCUUGGGUCAAUCAAGAGGAUGAUGUCGAGGAAACUGCAAUAUGUAGUUCUUGGUAUGAAGCAUUGUCCGUUUUGCACUUGAUGGCAAUGCUUUCUUUAUCUCAAGCUAAUUUGUUACUACUCCCAAGAACAUCUUUUGAUGGCUCUCAGCUAAGGGUAUCAGAAGAAAGUCGGCGAUCUUCUGUUGAUAUUUUCCUUAAGGCAGCGGGAUACCUUGAUUGUGCCGUGAGACAUGUUCUCCCUCAGUUUACCUCUGAACUAAGGAGAAAUUUACCGAUUGACCUUGCUGAAGGAGCGCUUAGAGCACUAUGCCUCCAAGCAUUAGGGCAGGCGGUCGAUAUACAACUUGGGCUUGCAAUUGACAGUGCUAAGGCCACUCUUGCCGUGAAAAGAAGGCUUGCAUGUGAGAUGGUCAAAUAUUGGCAACAGGCCCAAGAUAACAUCAUGAAUCUUCCAUUAUCCCAUGGAUGGGGAGCAAAACAUCGGCUUUUCGUGAAGUGGAAAUACAUCGAAGCUAAGGCAGCGGCAUACUAUUAUCAUGGCCUUAUUCUUGACGAAGGAAAUACAGAGAAGUCCCAUGGAGUGGCCGUAGCUUCUUUGCAAGCAGCAGAUGAGUAUCUCAAAGAAAGUAAAAAGGCAUGUGAAGAUUUCCAUGCCGUUGCUCCUCUCUCUCGAAACCCGCCUCUGUGGGGAACGAUGAAGUACCUCAGCGAGAAGAUUCCCAAGGACACUUCUAGCAAGGCGCGAACCAACAGGGAUCGUUACUCUUAUGAAAAGGUUAUGGAGACAGCGCCACCAUUGCCCGACUUUGCAUUAGCCCUAAAACCCGACGACUACCAUCUUCCUCCCAUCGACGCAUCAUGGAGUGAUGAAGCAACAACAUAAAAGGUUAAAUUAUCAUUUCAUUACUUUUAAAAAAAAGAGUCUUCUAAAUGCAAAGCAGGCAAAGAUUAUCACGAGGCGACCUCUUUUUUUCCCCGAUUGAUCGGUCUUUUCGAUCAUUUUCCGUGUGAAACUUGGGUUUGAUUCUUUGUACAAGAUAGAAGAGUUUGCAUUGCUUCUUGUAGUCAUGGAUUUGAAGGAGAAGGUGAAGAAGAAGAAGAGUGAUGAGAUAUGAUAGAUAAUGUUUGGCACUAUAAUAGACUGAAAGGUUUUCAUCAUGGCCUCUUUGUGUUCCCCCAUUCAAGAGAAGUGCACUGCACCUGCAAUUAAUUGUUUGAUAGGAAAGUUUUUUUCUUUUGAAUAAAUAAACAAAUCUAUGAAGUUGUUGGUGAUUGAUAUAU
Messenger RNA from Cuscuta campestris, 1777 nucleotides. The record is from the annotation of a GenBank genome assembly. Lineage: Eukaryota; Viridiplantae; Streptophyta; Magnoliopsida; Solanales; Convolvulaceae.